Messenger RNA from Psammomys obesus (fat sand rat), 3361 nucleotides. RefSeq names its product non-compact myelin associated protein (gene Ncmap). The coding region runs from base 251 to 553 and encodes 100 amino acids. Gene Ontology annotation, biological process: peripheral nervous system myelin formation; regulation of myelination. Gene Ontology annotation, molecular function: structural constituent of myelin sheath. The transcript has 5 exons. The record is from RefSeq and is a predicted model, not a curated record. Gene Ontology annotation, cellular component: Schmidt-Lanterman incisure; plasma membrane; paranode region of axon. Lineage: Eukaryota; Metazoa; Chordata; Mammalia; Rodentia; Muridae.
GAGGCGACGGCGCUGGUCGGGAGCGCGGCCGGGAGGAGGCGGAGCGGCCGCGCGGAGCAGGAACAGAGAUGCCAUUGAGAGCCCUCGCUGCCGGGAUGAGGCGAGAUCGGCUCUGGGAUUGCUCACUGUUCUCCUGAAAGAGGAGUGACUGGCCCGAGGGCACCUGGAGCCCAGCACCCCAGAGGGGAACCCAGACCAGCCUAGGAGGAGCCUGUGUCCUGUGUCCUUGGGAGCUGCUUACCGGAUCGAGAUGACCACGGCCACCACCUUGGGGGAUGCAGUUUUCUCACUCAACAUGACCAGAGGAGAAGACUUCCUGUAUAAGAGUUCUGGAGCCAUCGUGGCUGCCAUCGUGGUGGUUGUCAUCGUCAUCGUCACCUUGGUCCUGAUCCUGCUGAAGAUGUACAACAGGAGAAUGAGGUCUAGGCGGGAGCUGGAGCCCAAGAGCCCAAAGCCACCUGCCCCUCCUGCCCUGGACCCAAACAGCAAUGGCAGCCAGCAGCCUGCCGCUGUGACCUUCAAUCCUGCUGACGUCCAAGUGGAGACUCGGUGACUGUGCCCUGGUGCCAACUCUGCCUCUGCAAAGAGCUUUUGUGACCUGAAAGCACACUCUUUUGGCAGCUUCACUGAGUUCUUUCUGGUUGGGUAAACUGAGGCACACCGUUCCCACAGCCCCUGCAGCUUGAAGCCAUCCUUAACUAUGCCCUUCGCUGGCCACCCCAGCUGUGUCCAUGCCCCUGCUGUCACUCUGCCGAGGAGCUGUGGAUGUCCUUUUGUCACCCGAUGGGAAGCACUAUGCUGAGGAUAUGGUGCAAGCCCGGUCCUCGACUUACAAAUGCUGAAGCUGGACAGACAGACGCCUGAGUCUUCUGGUCAGGGGUCAGGGAGUGCUAAUGACAGUGCCACCCAGGGAGCCACUGGGGGCACGUCCGCAGCUUUCUCACCCCCGUAGUCAGGUGCAGAGGAACUAACUUGGACUAACUAACCACGAAACUAACUCCGUAAGGUCUAACCUGCUCCAGUACUAGAUGGCCUCCAGCCAGCUCAUGAUGGCCAGUCCACAAGCCGCCUCCCCCCAACAAAGAGUACAAGAGACUGAACUUGGUGGCACAUGCCUGUCAUUCCAGCACCCAGUAGAGGCAGGAACGUUGUGAUUGCAAGGCCAGCUUUGGCAGCAUACGAAGUUGUUUCUUUUAAAAAUCAAGACAAAAUAGAAUAAACAGUAUUCUCAAAAAAAAAAAAAAAAUCUAUUUUGUUAGCAGUUAGAAUAAAGAGGUGCCCCGAAGAUCAGAGGCUAGCUCUCAGAUGAGGAGCAGAGGCUAGCUCUAGGAUGAAGAGCAGGGGCUAGCUCUAGGAUGAGGAGCAGAGGCUAGGAUGUUACUUGCCCAUGAACCUGGGCUGUGUGGGCUGCUCAGGACCCUUCCUGCUGGCCCAGGUGGACUACUCUGGCUCCUCAUUUUCUGGCUCCCUUUUAUUUGGACGCUAAGCUUCCCUGACUCACCUCUGGGGACAAGUACUUUGAGACUCAUUAGAUCCCGUAUUUCCUGUAUCCUUCCUAGUCACCUUGCAGAGACAAAGUCAAAACACACGACUCUCUAUGACCUGGGCCAGAAGACAAUCUACUAAUAGGGACAAACGUGUCAGAACUAAAAGUUACGUCCAAGUUCUGUUUCCUGACCCUGAAAAUGUGGUUCGGGGGCUUGUGAGACGGCUCAGGAAGUAAUGUGGCCAAGCAUGACAACCGAAGUUCAAUCAUUAGGUCCCACAUGGUGGAAGGAGAGAACAACUCUCAUCUCUAUGUACAAACAAAUUAAACAUAAUUAAAAGUUAAAAAAAAAAAAAAAGCUGCCUGGGGGCCUAGGGAACUGACUCAGUGGCAAAGAGUGCGUGCUGCAGAAGCUUAAGGACCUAAGUUCAAAGCCCCAAGCCCCACCUGAAGAGCUGUGCGUGGUGAGGUUCUCCUGCAGCCCAGCACUCCGAGGAGGCAGACGCAGGGCGCUGUGGCUUGCUGACUGACCCUGCAGCUUCAGCGUCGGUGAGAAAGUCUGAGGUCCUCAUCUGGCCUCCGGUGUGCUCACGCAGGAGAUAUGCCACAAUACACGCACGCACGCACGCACACUUUUGUUGUUAAGACAGGUUCUUACUAUGUAGCCCUGACUGGCCUAGAGCUCUGUAUGUAAUCAGGCUGGCCUCGAAUCCCACUUAUAAUCCCAGCACUUGGAGAUAGUUAGAUUUAUAUAUAGGAGGAUCAAGAGUUUAUGGUCAUCCUUGGUUACAGAGAAAACUCAGGCUCACUCUGGGCUACUCUAAACCCUCUCUCAAACAAACAUGAAACUUUCUUUGAGCAGCUGUGGAAAAGUACUAGGAAGUUCUCAUCCUCAGCCAUCUACCCCUGUGUAUCUAAAUACCCAUCAUGCUAUGCUCCAGCCACAGUCUUUACUUAUCCUAAGUUAUGUCCUAAGUUAUCUCAUAGGAUUUCACUCUCUUUGUGGGUCUGCAAGCUCAUCUUUCUCUCCACUCUCAGAUGAGAAUUUCCAACUCACAAAGGGUAAGAACCUACUGGGAAUCCCAGGACUGGUGUGGUAGAGACAGGGCUCUGAGUAGGUCAGCUUUGGCAUGACCCUUCCUCCCAUUCUCUCCCUCCCCCAAAGAUAACAGCUUCUUGGGAGUAGAUGCAGAGAGAGCAGCCUGUCCUGUGUGAGGGACUGGGAUCUCACUUCCCAGCUGAAGGGUCGGAGCACUUUGGUGGGUUCCUGUUGGCGCUAAUGAACAUUGCCAAGAGAGCACUCUCUAGCCCCCUCCCUGCCUUGGCUCCCAGUGCCCUGCUUCACCUGCUUCCUGUAAGGCCCUAGGCAAGCCCCAGUAGAUAAUGUUUUCCUGAACAUUUUCUGCUUUAAAAACAAAACAAAAACAAGCAAACAAUCCCUUGUGCUGCUGGAGACAUGGCUCCUCAAGGCCCUUCCCUCCAUCCCCAGCACUGGGGGAAAAAUCAGCCGGAACGUUGCAGCCUUAAAACUACCCCCUUUGCCCACAGGAAGGUCUUCUACUGCUAAUUAGUGCUUGGGAACGAAGGAGGGAAGAGGGGGACCGAAGAGUGAGGGUGGGAUCCAGUGCCUUGUCUUCAUUGUUCUGCUUUUCAAUAACGAAGAUAACCCAGUUAGGCUCCCUUGGUGGCUCUGUGCACGUUGAGCGGGCUCCUUGGUACAGGGAGACAGGGCCCCCAGUUUCAGCAGGGGGUUGUGCAGCCCCUUCUGCUCCCCAUUCCCACAGGUCCCUCUCUCACCCGGGCAGGCUCUCUUUCCAGCGGCCACGGAAUCAAGGGAAGAUAUUAAAUGCAUAUGUUUUAAAAUAAAAAGGUUUA